Molecule: messenger RNA, 672 nt
Organism: Monodelphis domestica (gray short-tailed opossum)
Lineage: Eukaryota; Metazoa; Chordata; Mammalia; Didelphimorphia; Didelphidae
Gene: TICAM2
Product: TIR domain containing adaptor molecule 2
Biological process (GO): positive regulation of type I interferon production; positive regulation of canonical NF-kappaB signal transduction; TRIF-dependent toll-like receptor signaling pathway
Cellular component (GO): endosome
Molecular function (GO): signaling adaptor activity
Source: RefSeq, marked inferred
AUGGGCAUCCAGAACUCGAAAAUAUAUUCCAAUCCUCUUCCUGUUUUUUCAAGGAAGAAGAACAAGGACACGAAGCUCUUUGAAAAUAUUACUCUGCAUGAUCAAGAGGGCCAGAAUGGCAAGGAAUUGAAGGAAUUAAAGGAAGAGGAGGAAGAAGAGGAGGUGAGAGGAGGAGACAGAUCUGCAGAAGAUGUGGACGAAGAGAUAUUCUUUAAGUUUGUGAUUCUGCAUGCUGAUGAUGACAUCCAUGAAGCUCUCAGGGUCCAAGAGAUGCUGCAAAAUGACUUUGGAAUUAAGCCUGGAAUCAUCUUCGCUGAAAUGCCAUGUGGCAGACAGCAUUUGCAGAAUUUAGAUGAUGCUGUCAACGGGUCUGCAUGGACUAUUUUUUUAUUGACUGAAAACUUUUUAAGGGACACUUGGUGCAAUUUCCAGUUCUAUACAUCCCUAAUGAACUCUGUUAAUAGACAGCACAAAUACAAUUCUGUCAUACCAAUGAGACCCCUGAAUAAUCCUCUCCCCAGAAAUCGGACUCCAUUUGCCUUACAGACCAUCAAUGCUCUAGAAGAAAAAAGUUGUGGCUUUUGUAAACAAGUAGAAAAAAUUUUCCAGGAUUCCGUGUAUGAGAAACAAAAGGCCAUAUGGAAAAAUGAAAAAAAUACAGUGGAUGCUUAG